CGGAAUAGAGCAGCAAUACAGGGUGUGGAACCAAAAGAGCACCACUGCCUAUAAUACCAGUGGCCCCUUUCCCCUGUUUUCCUCAACGCUUUCCCUUUCUUCUCCACUCCUCGCCUCCCUCCACACUUCUCUCUGCUCCCGGCGGCAUCCGCGUUGCCCACUGCAUUGCAGACAGACGGACAGGACCACAACAGCUGCUGCCCACAGCACCGAAGCCAGGAAUCCACGACUUCUUGGAUCCAUCCAUGGGGAGGCGCGAGAUGAACGGGCGGCUAUCGGCCGAGUACCAGGGCCUGGAGGUGAAGGUGCCCAACCUCUUCCGGUGCCCCAUCUCGCUGGACGUCAUGCGCUCCCCCGUGAGCCUCUGCACGGGCGUCACCUACGAGCGCGCCUCCAUCCAGCGCUGGCUCGACUCCGGCAACACCACGUGCCCGGCCACCAUGCUCCCGCUCCCUUCCACCGACCUUGUCCCCAACCUCACCCUGCGCCGCCUCAUCGCGCUCUGGGCGUCCACGGCCGCGCCCUCCUCUCCCUCCUCUUCCUCCUCCUCACCGCCCGCCGCGUCCGCCGUCGGGCCCACGCCGGCCGCCGCGGCGGCCGAGCUCCUCCGCCGGGUCGCUGACCCCGGCGCCGACCCCUGCCCCCCGCUACGGAAGCUCGCGGCUUUCCUCUCCGACGACGACGUGGACGAGUUCGACAAGAACGCGCUGGCUCGGGCCAGCGGCGCCGCGGAGACCGUGGCGACCGUGCUGCUGCGGAGGUCGGCGGCGGACAUGGAGGCCGCGGAGGCCGCCGUGCGCGUGCUGGCGGCGGUCGCGGCGUCCGACUGCAUCGAGGAGGAGAGCAAGAGGCGCGUGGCCGCGGCGCUCGCCGCCGACGCGCCGUCCGCGGCCGCGUCCCUCGCGCGCGUGCUGCGGGGCGGGGCCUCGCUGGAGGCGCGCGUGGACGCGGCGAGGCUGGUGGAGUCGAUGCUCCGCAAUGCGGCGUCGGCACGGGCGGCGGUGGCGGAGUCCGAGGACCUGGUCGGCGAGCUGAUCCGCCUCGUGGGCCCCGCGGACGACGAGAAGGAGAAGAAGGAGAAUAAGAACGGCGGCGGCGUGGCCCUGGACAGGCAGGCCGUGGCGGCGGGGCUGUCGUGCCUGGCGGCCAUCGCGGCGACACGGCGCAACGCCCGCGCCGACAUGGUCCGUCUGGGCGCCGUGCCGGCGGCCGUGCGCGUGCUGGAGGCCGACGCCGGGUCCCCGAGCCAGGCGCUCCGCGUGCUGGAGGCGGCGGUGGGGUGCGCCGAGGGCCGCGCCGCGGUGUGCGAGUCGGCGGGGACCGCGGUGCCCGCGGUGGUGUCCAAGAUGAUGAAGGGCGGGAUGGGCGGCGCCGAGGCGGCCGUGUCGGUGCUGUGGGCGGUGUGCCACCGGUACCGGGACCGGCGCGCCGUGGAGGCCGCGGCGGGGUGCGAGGGCGGGCUCACCAAGCUGCUGCUGCUGAUGCAGAGCGGGUGCUCGGCGUCGGCGAGGCAGAUGGCGUCGGAGCUGCUCAAGAUCUUCAGGGUGAACGGCAAGAGCUGCGUCGCGGGGUACGACUCCAAGACCAGCCACAUCAUGCCCUUCUGAUUUUCUCACCAGGAUGCCGUCGGAGUCGGACGGAUGGAACAGGGGAACCAACUCACAUUUGUCUUUUCCAAUUCCCAUUUCUUGAUUUUGAUUUUAUUUGAUUCGGUGAAAGUACAUACAUACAGCAGGGAGAGAAAAAAAAAGAAUCGGAGCAACACAAACUUGUACAUGGGUAGAGAAUUUUGGUAGAAAGAAAUUUAUGGAUGAGACAAAUUCAGCUUGUCGAUCGGUCA
This is a messenger RNA of Sorghum bicolor (sorghum), 1840 nucleotides long. RefSeq names its product U-box domain-containing protein 27. Gene Ontology annotation, biological process: protein ubiquitination. Gene Ontology annotation, molecular function: ubiquitin protein ligase activity. The record is from RefSeq and is a predicted model, not a curated record. The transcript has a single exon. The coding region runs from base 246 to 1607 and encodes 453 amino acids. Lineage: Eukaryota; Viridiplantae; Streptophyta; Magnoliopsida; Poales; Poaceae.